AUGGGGCUUCACAAGUAUGUUCAAAUGGCACUACCAGACAGAGUGAGUACUAUCAUGGACCAACAGCUUCGGAUGGAGAUAGAAGAUGGGGAACCAGCCACUUCAAACUCCAUGCUGAGAAUUUCUUGCAUCACUUCGAUUCUGCAAGUUGGGAUUUCCUGUUCGGAGGAGAUGCCCGUGGAUCGUGUUUCAAUUGGAGAUGCUCUGAAAGAGUUGCAAGCGAUUAGAGAUAAGUUUCAGAAGCUCCUCUGUAGUGAAGAAGCAUCAUCAUCCCACUGA
This is a messenger RNA of Miscanthus lutarioriparius, 279 nucleotides long. NCBI's taxonomy places the organism in Eukaryota, Viridiplantae, Streptophyta, Magnoliopsida, Poales, Poaceae. The record is from the annotation of a GenBank genome assembly.